AGAGAAAGAAAGACUAAUGAACAAAAUAGAGAAUGAGAGGAAGAAAAGAGAAGAAUAUACAGAGAGAGAAGAACAAUAUAAAACACUAAUGAAAGAGAAAGAACGAGAGAUGCAGGAGGAGAUGAAAAGAGAACGGGAGGAAUGGGAGAAACAGAAACUAGAGGAAAAGACAAGAAGAGAAGAAGAGGAUGAGAAAAGGAGAAAUAAUGAACAGAGAGAUUGGGAUGAAUUUAACCAGAGACUGAAAGUAGAGAGAGAGAGAAUGGAAAGAGAGAAAGAAGAUCUUCACUCCAAACAUGAAGAAGAAGAAAACAAGAUGAAGAUCCUGAUGGAGAAACUGAACAGAGAAAGAGAAGAACUAAUGAAGAAACAGGAAGAAGAAAAAGAGAGAAUGAAGAUGACGAUGGAGGAAGAACGACAGAAUCAGGACAAAGAGAGAAAGAGAGAGAAGAAGAGUUGAAUAAGAGAGAAGAACAAUGUAAAACACUAAUGAAAGAGAAAGAAGAUCUUUAAUCCAAACAUGAAGAAGAGAAAGAGAGAAUGAAGAUGACGAUGGAGGAAGAACGACAGAAUCAGGACAA
Molecule: messenger RNA, 581 nt
Organism: Labeo rohita (rohu)
Lineage: Eukaryota; Metazoa; Chordata; Actinopteri; Cypriniformes; Cyprinidae
Product: capping protein inhibiting regulator of actin dynamics-like
Exons: 1
Coding region: 17-460 (147 amino acids)
Source: RefSeq, a predicted model, not a curated record